Messenger RNA from Rotaria socialis, 2184 nucleotides. The record is from the annotation of a GenBank genome assembly. Lineage: Eukaryota; Metazoa; Rotifera; Eurotatoria; Philodinida; Philodinidae.
AUGUGCAAUAAUGUGAUUAUUUUAUUAUUAUUAUUAUUAUUAUUAUUAUUAACAGAAUCCGGUGCAACUUUUCGACUUUUCUCAUCCGAUGCCGGAACAUACAAAGAAGCGCGUCCGUUUUUUAUUUCGCCGAAAAGUCUCAUUAAUGAUUAUUUUGAUGGAAAUUUGGCACCUGUUUUUCAAACAAUUAACUCUCAUACAUUUGUUUUUGUUAUGUACUAUGCACAUUUCUGUGGUAUCAGUCGACGAAUGCGUGAUCCCUACGAAAACGCAGCUGCCUUCUAUCGUGAACGUACUCAAAAUGGCAAUAAUACAGUAGACAAAUUUCAUGUUAAAUUUAUAGCAGUUAAUUGUUUUUAUCAUACUGGUCAAUGCCGAAAAUCUUAUAAACUAGAUUAUUAUCCUCAGAUGUAUUUAUAUAUAAAAGGCACAAGAGGCUAUCAAUAUUUUGGACCAUCCAUAACAUUGAAUAUUAUUGAAUUUAUUGAAAAAAUUCGUAUGCCAAUAAUAAGACUUACAAAAGUGAAUGAUUUUUUAGAUUUUAUUGUUCAACAUGAAUCCCAUGUUUUAGCUCAUUUUGAUUUUUCUAACAAUGUACAAAGACAACAUUAUUCACUUUUUGUUCAAGCAGCUCUUAAACAUAUGGAAUAUGACAAUGAACAUCCCGUUCGUUUCGCUUUAAUUCUCAAUGAAUCAAUUAUUGAAGAAUUCUCAAAAUUAUCUAAUAGCACUUUUCCGAAGCCAUUUGUUAUUCUAAAUCAAUUCAAUUCACCACCACAGGUGUUCCCACAUAUAACAUAUAAUUUUACAACGGAAAAUCUGUUUCAAUGGGUUGCCAAUGAAUAUAAAAAACCCUAUGUCAGUUGGAUUGUUCCGAAAAAUCGUUACUAUUCUCGUAGUCCCUCCAUUGAUAAAGCAACUGUCUUCGAUGCAUUGACGGAUCAUGAUAAUCUACUUAUUUUUUUUACUUCUAACAAACUAGAUGAAUUAAAGUUGCGUCAAAUUUAUAUUUAUCUUUCCAAUUGUAAUAUAACUCAUUCGUCUCUUUGGCAAACACAAAUCGAUAAAUUAUAUAAUCAAUCAUCCAUCAAUCUAAAAGAAAAUCUAACGAAAACACAUUAUAAUCUUCUCUCAUCGUGUUGUCAAUAUCUUCUCAAUCAGAUAUCUCCAAUGGAUGUAUAUAAUUUAUGUUUAUUAGAUCAAGAGUUACCAUCGUUGAAUAUGUCUGAUACAAAAACUAAGAUAUGUUUUGGGACAUUGAAAAAUCACCAAUUGAAAACAAUUUGCUAUCGUGAAUAUUGUCAUCAAUGGUUAAAAACAUACCCAUCGAUAUAUCAGAAAAAGUUACAUGAAAACCAUGAUAUUACGUUAGAAAAACGAAGAGAUAAAUUUCAUGAUCAAUCAAUUGACGUACAAAAUCAAUUCAUUCUUGGCAGUAACAAAUCCAUGGAAAACUUUCAAGGAUUAUUGUGUCGAGAUAAUUCAACAUGGGCAUUUCGAUUAAUUGACUCAAGAUAUUAUCCUAAUUUUGGACAGAAUAUUGGCAUUGUGAAUAAUUCAAGAGCUAUUAUAGUAUUGCAAACGAAGAAUGAACAACAUUACAUCUUGAAUAAUACUCAAAUAACAACAGAAAAUAUCUAUAAUUUCAUUUAUGACAUAUCACAUAAUUUACGAUCUCGCUCACUAUCGACGACUCCAAUUAGAGAAGCAAAUCCAGAACAUUCCAAUAGGCUCAUUGAACUUACUACUGAUACUUUUCAAUCGAUUGUUUUGAAUCCAGAUAAACACGUACUCGUUGUUUAUUAUACUAAAUGGUGUGGAUUUUGUCAGUCGAUUUGGCCGGUGUUAUUUCAAACAAAAAAAUUCUUUCGUACAUUCACCGAUCUUACUUUUGCUAGAAUUCAAGCAGAUAAACACGAUCUUCCGUGGCAUUUGACUGUCUACAAUUAUCCAGCAAUAAUAUUAUUCCCUGCAGAGAAUAAAAAUUAUUCAAUCGUUUUCCCAACAUCCACAGAACCAAUCGCUAGUGUUAGCUUAAUAAAAUUUCUUCUCUAUCAUCUUUACAUUGAUGAAAAUAUCAAUGAACAAUGGUGCAGGCCAACAAAUAAUAGUUUUUUAUCAAUGUUAUCAUCAAAUUAUAUUGACUUUCCUCAAUUAUCUUAUUUAGUGAAAUCAUUUUCUUGA